Arthroderma uncinatum is the source of this 2013-nucleotide messenger RNA. RefSeq lists its product as uncharacterized. Bases 1 to 2013 code for a protein of 670 amino acids. NCBI's taxonomy places the organism in Eukaryota, Fungi, Ascomycota, Eurotiomycetes, Onygenales, Arthrodermataceae. The record is from RefSeq and is a predicted model, not a curated record. Gene Ontology annotation, molecular function: ATP hydrolysis activity; ATP binding. The transcript is spliced from 9 exons.
AUGACCCAACCAAAGAAGCCCACCGGCAAACCCGCCGACACCCCGCCGUCGCCUCCUAGCAGCCCCAGCCAUGAGCACAGCAAGUGUGCCCUGAAGGAUGAACCGAUGGUUAUGAAUAAGUUCCUUUGUUCCACUAAACCAACGUCAGCCGGUCAAUUUUCCCCGGAGCACCCACAUUCUUCCCCAGCUAUGACACCUUCGGGAUACCCAACCCAGGAUCUCCCCAAACACCCUCAUUCCUCUCCCUCCUCGACGCCACCCCCCAACUAUAGUACUCCUUGCGUUCCCAGCUUUGUAACCCGGGAAGAGCUCAAGGAGAUUCUGGUGGAGGUCCUUCGAGCAAGGGAAUCAUCGGGUACUGCGCAGACCACCCCCAGCCCAACCACCGAGCCAGACACGCAGGCGGACGAGCACAAGUUGGCUAAGGAAACGAAGCUCGCGUCGAAGCUAGAGUACAAGACCGUGAACGACAUCUGGAACAAGAAGCAGUGUGCUUACGAGGUCACGGAGGGCCUGGAAAUCCCAACGGACUCAUGCGACAAAUAUGAACAAUAUCUCUUCGUCGUUCGACGUAGACACGACCGUAUCACCGGAGAGAUCAAGACCUAUCUUGACUUCAAAUCGUCUGAGCUCGUGGGUAUUCUUCGCCGCGUGAUGCACAGUGUAUUGGCUGCCAAUUUGCGGGAGGAUAAGCCGACGGUGCCAGCCGACAUUCUCUUCCAUUUUCUACCGGAAUUCGAGGAUCAGUAUAAGGGCCUUGGGGACGAAUUUACUGCCCGGGAACACCACGGCGUACUUGUCGACUUCCUGAAGCAACACUUCUCUCCGUUGAAGGAUCGUUUAAAUCCUCUGCUGGACCAUCAGGAGAUCACAUUUGAGCUCCUCUGGGCAUUGUUCAAGCCGAACGAGCUUAUAUUCAUGAUCGACCAGUGUUUAGGGCAACCCCGAUAUUUUGUUUAUGACUCUGUGUUUGGUGAAGUGACAACGAUGAUCCAGGUUCCAAAAUUUCGAUCAGCCAGAAGGAUAUCCGACCUGGGGGUAUUCCCUCUAGAUUAUCACCGCCAAAAAGCCGAAAUCGAAGCGGAACUAGCUGAGCGAGGUCGCAAGUUUAAGAGCCUUAAGGGUGUUACAUAUAACGAAUAUGAAGGUUUUGCCUACCUUAAAAUACUAAAAGGCCUGUUCAAGUUCCACGUGACUGGCCGUAUAAUGGUUGACGCCUUAGCCUUUAAGGAAAAGAAUCCGAACUACAGAUUCUUAUGGGUAAAGGAAGAGUCCUUAGAUAGAAAAGAAAGACAUGGUCAAGACGAUGGUGGAGAGCCACAGACCCGGGCGGAGAAAUCGUCAUUCGACAACAUUGUUGUCGGAAAAGGGAAAGGUCUAAUAUUCCUACUGUACGGGCCUCCUGGGGUUGGGAAAACUUUAACAGCGGAGAGUACCGCAGACCUCCUCCGAAGGCCGCUCUACUCGGCCUGUGCCGGCGAUUUUGGAAUCAAGACGGAAGACUUGGAAGGCCAUCUGUCUAGAGUCCUUGAUCUAGUUCGUCGCUGGGAUGCGAUAUUGCUCCUGGAUGAAGCUGAUGUCUUUCUGAGCGAGCGCAGCCUCCAAGGUCUGCAGCACAAUGCUCUCGUCUCCGUGUUUCUCCGCUCGCUCGAGUAUUUCGAAGGGAUCAUGUUCCUUACGACCAACCGACACAGCACGCUAGACCCGGCUAUGAAAAGUCGGAUACAUGUCGGCAUCAAGUAUGAAUCGCUAAGCAAGGAUGCGAAAGCCCGGGUGUGGGAAAAGCAAUUGAGCAACGCGGGUGCAAAAAUUUCGAGAAAGGAGUUGGAGAGGCUUCUCAAUAAAAGCUCGAAUGGGCGACAGAUCAAAAACAUUGCCCGCGCCGCAUUCGCAUUAGCCAAGGAAGGAGCGGUAACCGUCACACAUAUUGAAACAGCCCUGAAAUGCGCCGAAGAAUUCGAUCAAGACUUCCAUGGCGCGGGAGCGUUUGACAAUAUGAGAGCCUAUACUUGA